Messenger RNA from Fulvia fulva, 750 nucleotides. RefSeq names its product Short-chain dehydrogenase/reductase. The coding region runs from base 1 to 750 and encodes 249 amino acids. Lineage: Eukaryota; Fungi; Ascomycota; Dothideomycetes; Mycosphaerellales; Mycosphaerellaceae. The transcript has 2 exons. The record is from RefSeq and is a predicted model, not a curated record.
AUGUCUUCAGCAAAGAAAGUCGUCUUCAUCACUGGUGCCAACACUGGCCUAGGCCUUGAAGCAGUCAAAGCUCUUCUCAAGUCCAGCGUACAAUACGACAUCGUCCUCGGCAGCCGCAAAAUCGAAAAUGGCCACAAAGCAGUGAAAGCUCUGAAGAAGGACUUCCCAGACACCUCAAGCACCCUCUCCGUCGUCCAAGUCGACCUAGAAUCCGACGAGUCGAUCACAAACGCCCGCGACACCAUCUCCACCCAAUUCGGCCGCCUCGACAUCCUCGCCAACAACGCCGGCGGAAACUUCGACGGAGAGGUCCAAAACGGCACCAUAUCCUACCGCGAAGGCUGGAACAAAGCCUGGAAUUUAAACGUCGCAGGCACCAUGGUCAUCACCUCCGAAUUCCACGUGCGAACAGACACGCCAUCUUUCAAAGCCAUGAACGCUUCGCCGCCGGCUGGGUGGCCGAAGGAGAAAGUGCUGAAUCCGACGGCUAUGUAUCGCAGCUUCAAGACGGGGAUGAAUAUGGCUAUGCUGGAGUGGCAUCUGAUGCUGAAGAAUGAUGGUGUGAAGGUGUUUGCGGUGUCGCCGGGGUUUUUGGCGACGGGGUUGGCGGGUGUUGGGGUGGAGAAGUUGAAGAGUAUUGGGGCGUUGGAUCCGGCUGUUGGUGGGGAGUUUGUUAGGGGUGUUGUUGAGGGCAAGAGGGAUCAAGAUGUUGGGAAGGCGAUUCGGAGGGAUAGUGUUCAGCCUUGGUAG